This is a messenger RNA of Meleagris gallopavo (turkey), 644 nucleotides long. The record is from RefSeq and is a predicted model, not a curated record. Lineage: Eukaryota; Metazoa; Chordata; Aves; Galliformes; Phasianidae.
AAUGACCUGUGUGUAUUCGUUUGUUUAUUAUAGACUUGUAUUUCCACAGAAUUAUGAUGCUUUCUGUUCUACGUCAUACCAAAACACCAGUUAAAUUUUGGUUUCUGAAAAACUACCUCUCUCCAACAUUUAAGGAUGUUAUCCCUCACAUGGCUAAGACAUACGGAUUCAAGUACGAGUUAGUACAGUAUAAGUGGCCCCGCUGGCUUUAUCAGCAGACAGAAAAGCAAAGAAUUAUUUGGGGCUACAAAAUCCUUUUUUUGGACGUUCUUUUCCCUCUGGCUGUAGAUAAAAUAAUCUUUGUCGAUGCUGACCAGAUUGUGAGAAGUGACCUGAAAGAACUCAGAGAUCUCGAUCUAAAGGGAGCUCCUUAUGGAUACACUCCCUUCUGUGACAGCCGUAAGGAAAUGGAUGGGUACCGUUUCUGGAAAUCAGGAUACUGGGCAUCACAUCUUGGGAAAAAGAAAUACCAUAUUAGUGCCUUAUAUGUUGUGGAUCUUAAGAAGUUCAGAAAGAUUGCAGCAGGAGAUAGGCUUCGGGGCCAGUACCAGGCUCUUAGUCAAGAUCCAAACAGUCUGUCAAAUCUAGAUCAGGUAUAUGUGGGCUUAAGAAAUUAAGCUUUUGUUUUAUCUUUCUCAGUAUGC